Molecule: messenger RNA, 926 nt
Organism: Cucurbitaria berberidis CBS 394.84
Lineage: Eukaryota; Fungi; Ascomycota; Dothideomycetes; Pleosporales; Cucurbitariaceae
Exons: 2
Coding region: 459-776 (105 amino acids)
Source: RefSeq, a predicted model, not a curated record
CUGCACAAACAGGUUGGGACGUGCCAGUAGAGUUCUAAAUUCAUGCGAUCACCGCAAUGAUCCACAUAGUACGGUAACGCCUUGGCCAGAUUGGUUUAGUCAUGAGCCUUGGAGCUUCUUGGGACGGGAUAGGAAACUAAUCGGAAACCAUUAUUACAUUGUAGAGUAGGAAAGCCAGCAGCCAUCCAGCGGCCUACCAAUGACUCUUGCCUGUGACCAGCCCAAUAGUUCAUUAAACAAUAUGCAACCCCUCGGAGCGCUUUCCCUUCUACUGGUGGUACUAAGAAGCGCCAGAGGGGAGGGCUGAGCGACAACUGAUCUGCGACGCACCUCAGACGACUGACCGGACGCCGGCCGGUUAUCUGGGCAUUGCUUUUGUUCUCAACAAUAUACAAACGGAGGGCUGUACAGUUUCCAAGGCUGUGAGUGUGUCUCUGAAUCAACGAAUAUGCCCCGUCAUGUCAGAAUCUGACCUAGCACCGCGCAAACCCGCCCUGGGGUCUCCAUUCCUCGACGUCGUGUCCGAUAGCUUGGAUUCAUCCUCCAGCUCCCCGCUCAGCCCGACUGAACUGCCACGGCCUGGCUAUUCACGCCCUUACCAACAUCGCAUCAUCCCACCGAGCAUAAAGGGACAUGGACGCUUGAUAGUAGCACACCGGGUUGUCCCGUACUGGGUCGGAGUUCUCCUAGUUAUCGGCGUAUUCUCCUUUGGCGUUUUUUGUGCCAUGGUGGUAUCGGGGCAUGCCAACAAUGGGAAGUCGCACAGGGGAGGAUAGCCUCAGGGAGGCAUCAAGGCUAUAUACUUGUCAAUAUCUGACGCUGCGGAAUCGCAGAUGAAGCUUGGUGUGGUUAUACCGACUGGACAGAGCAGUCUUACGGCUCGACGAAUUGUAUCCGGGCUUUUGGAGCAUCCACUAGAAACCCAU